AUGCGAGUCACUCGAGGACCUCCAAUUCCAUCGGCCGCGCAAGGUACCAAGCUUACGGAUACCGAAUGCUAUCGAAAGUCCCGAGAUGCGCCAGACGAAGCCUGCACCAAGGCACCGGAACCAAAAGACGGUGGACGAUUUAGAGUUGUACCCUCGUUUCCACAAGCGCGGCGAACCAUCUGGGGAAUCGAAUCAAAUCGAGUAUCCCAAAGAACUCUUCAGCAAGAUCUGGGCUGGCCGACACUUCAGCCCUUUGGAUCCCGCCCUAGUCGGGGUGGAAAGCCCGCUUCCAAGGUGCCAUUGCGUCUUUUUGCUCUCUGGCUGUUGGUCCGUUGCUGCCCGGGGGCCGAUCACGAGCUGGCUUGUCAACAAACAUGGGACGAUAUCGAAAGACAUGUGCUGGAUGUGGUCCGACAUCAGGAUACUCUAAUGCGAAAAGCAUAA
Messenger RNA from Colletotrichum paranaense, 444 nucleotides. RefSeq lists its product as uncharacterized. The coding region runs from base 1 to 444 and encodes 147 amino acids. The transcript is spliced from 2 exons. The record is from RefSeq and is a predicted model, not a curated record. NCBI's taxonomy places the organism in Eukaryota, Fungi, Ascomycota, Sordariomycetes, Glomerellales, Glomerellaceae.